Messenger RNA from Rhipicephalus sanguineus (brown dog tick), 1041 nucleotides. Its product is annotated as putative methyltransferase DDB_G0268948. The coding region runs from base 11 to 1021 and encodes 336 amino acids. Gene Ontology annotation, molecular function: S-adenosylmethionine-dependent methyltransferase activity. The record is from RefSeq and is a predicted model, not a curated record. NCBI's taxonomy places the organism in Eukaryota, Metazoa, Arthropoda, Arachnida, Ixodida, Ixodidae. The transcript is spliced from 7 exons.
ACGUCGGUCGAUGUCGGCGCUUGUUUUAUCUGUGUUAUCGAAGAGCAAACCGGCUGUGUUUGCCGGAUGUUUGGUGCGCAAAGUGCGCGUGAGGAACUGGCAUCGCUCACUAGUGCUUUCGAACAAGCUGUGCUCGUCAAAUUUCUCCGGCCGCGCUGCACCACAUGACGGAAUGUCGGAUGAGUCACACGACGGUGCAGCUGAGAGGUCUUCUACCAGCCUCGAAGAAUCGUACAGACGCUGCUUCGUCGGCGGCGACCUCUCGGCGCAGUACAAGUUGGUCAGGCCCGUAGUGCCGCCUGCGAUGGUCGUAGACAUCGUCAAUUACGCAAACGAAACGGUUUCAUGCAAGGAUGGUCUGUGCGUGGACGUCGGAUGCGGUCCCGGACAGAGCACGGAACUUUUCUGUCCGCAUUUUAGGAAAGUCGUGGGCACCGACAUCAGCGAGACACAGAUUGGCAUAGCACGAUCAGCUUGCACCGCCGAGAACGUGAGCUUCGAGGUGUCCAAUGCGGAGUCCCUUCCUUUCGACGCCGGCACCGUGGCUCUGGUGUCGACGGUGAAUGCGCUGCACUGGUUCCGCUGGGACUCCUUCUUCGCCGAGGUUCGCCGGGUUCUGGUCGACGGCGGCGUCUUCUGCCCGUCGCUGUUCCGGCUGCGAGCCGUGGCGGAGCCGGGACUCGAGGACUGUCUCGAAGAGUUUCGGUACCAGGAGUUCAAGGGCUAUCUUACUGCUCAACACGACUUCUGGACGUACGGCUACGAGAAGACGGAAGUGCCCUUCAGUGACGUUCGCAAGAAUGACUACGUCGUGAAUGAGAUGACGACACUGUCGGCUGUUCUGGCGUGUGCGAGGACUUGGAGUUUUGUGAUACGGAUGGAAGAAAAGGAACCGGAGCGUGCCAGACAGGCCCUCGAGAGGCUAGAAACGAGAAUUCGCUCGAAGCUUGGCAAGCCCGAUGAAGAUGACCCGGAGGUUCAAGUAGCCUACAGAGCGUCUUACAUCCUGUGUCGAAAAUAACAUUCCGGUGGACUAUAAAA